This is a messenger RNA of Bubalus bubalis (water buffalo), 1553 nucleotides long. It is a transcript of the gene FTMT, whose product is annotated as ferritin mitochondrial. NCBI's taxonomy places the organism in Eukaryota, Metazoa, Chordata, Mammalia, Artiodactyla, Bovidae. The record is from RefSeq and is a predicted model, not a curated record. Gene Ontology annotation, molecular function: ferric iron binding; ferrous iron binding. Gene Ontology annotation, biological process: iron ion transport; intracellular iron ion homeostasis. Bases 295 to 1023 code for a protein of 242 amino acids. Gene Ontology annotation, cellular component: mitochondrion; cytoplasm. The transcript has a single exon.
CAUAUUAAACUUAGAUGAAAUAGUAAAUUAGAAACGCCCAAGACCAGAAACCUCGCGUCGACGAUGGGGGCCAUGUUUAUAACUGUUAUCAGCCUUUUCCCCACCGCGAAUGACGCGCGCGCGCCCGCAGCAGCCCUCCGCCUGGAAUUCGGUGAGUAUGGAAGCGAAGGGGCGUGUGACGCAGUCGCUGUCGCCUAAGGCUGCGUUCUGAUUCAGAUCUGGUGCCCGGGCGGCGCUUGACUGCGCGCUGAGCCGGCCUGGCCUCAGUUUCCCUACUUCUAAAUAGGGGAGGCCAUGCUGCCCUGUUUCUUGUUCCUGCCCAAGCACAUCAGCACAUCGUUGGUGUUCCUGCGCAGUGCGCGCCACGGCUUCGCUUUCCUGCCGCGCUGGGUCCCCAGGCUGUCCUCAGAUUACCCGCCCGCCGCCCCCAUCCGCCUGCUGGCCGCAGCCGCCUCUUCCCGGGGGCCGGUGGAUGCCGCUGGCGCCCCCUCCCGGGUGCGCCAGAACUUCCACCCGGACUCCGAGGCCGCCAUUAACCGCCAGAUCAACCUGGAGCUCUAUGCGUCCUACGUGUACUUGUCCAUGGCCUAUUACUUCUCCCGAGAUGACGUGGCCUUGCACAACUUUGCCAGGUAUUUCCUUCGACUGUCCCGGGAGGAGACUGAGCACGCGGAGAAGCUGAUGAGGCUGCAGAACCAGCGGGGAGGACUGAUCUGCUUGCAGGACAUCAAGAAACCGGACCAGAACGACUGGAAGAAUGGGCUGAAUGCCAUGGAGUGUGCUCUGCUCUUGGAAAAGAAUGUGAACCAGUCGUUGCUGGAAUUGCACACUCUGGCAUCAGACAAAGGUGACCCCCAUUUGUGCGAUUUCCUAGAAACCCACUAUCUGAAUGAGCAGGUGAAGUCUAUCAAAGAACUAGGUGACCACGUGAACAACUUGGUUAAGAUGGGGGCCCCCGAGUCUGGUCUGGCAGAGUACCUUUUUGACAAGCAUACCCUUGGAAAUGAAAACAAUCACAACUAACCCAUAGGCUGCCUUCACAAACAAGGUGUGCCAGGACCCAGAGGCAGCUGUUUCCUCCUUUCUUUUUAUAUUCUUCUCUUAUAAUGUCUCAAUAAAGUGAUUUGUAGAGAAAAUGUAUUUAGCUCCAUGUUAACAAUGGCUGUUUGCCCAGCAUCAAGAUGAUUUUCCCAGCCCAGAAUGAGAUGGUAUAAAAAAGACUGCAAAAAAGCUACUGAAAUAGAUGCAAACUAAAUUUUUACAGUUACCAAAUAUUAUUCCAGACCAUGACCCUGCAAUAAAUAUCGAUGAAUUUCAACUCAACAAAUGCCUGUUAUUUUCAAGACAUUAUGUUAAAGGCUAAAGUGGAAACAUGUGCAAGAUAAAUAUGCAAAUAACUAUAGCAAGAUGAAGGAUAUGUAGUACUGCAAAAAUAAUCCGAGCAAAGUUCUGUAACAAGUUUUACCCUUUUCUAAAAGUGCAAUCUGUUUUUGAAGGAUUUUGUGAUCAACCAAAUUCAAGAAAAGCUAAAAAAGUAUAAAUGCUGGAUUUGG